Acytostelium subglobosum LB1 is the source of this 3114-nucleotide messenger RNA. RefSeq lists its product as hypothetical. Gene Ontology annotation, molecular function: chromatin binding. Gene Ontology annotation, biological process: DNA replication initiation. Bases 1 to 3114 code for a protein of 1037 amino acids. Gene Ontology annotation, cellular component: nucleolus. Lineage: Eukaryota; Evosea; Eumycetozoa; Acytosteliales; Acytosteliaceae. The transcript is spliced from 5 exons. The record is from RefSeq and is a predicted model, not a curated record.
AUGGUUAUUAAGAAGACAACAACAGUAGUUACAAAGUCAUUUGAACGUGGAGUUCUGCGGAAGGAUGCUUCAUCAAGAGAGAAUGAUGUAAGCGAGUUCAAUCAUCUAUUUGAUGAUGCAAAUCAACCAUCAUCAUCAUCAGUAAAGGGCAGGAAUAAGAAGAAAUCAACUACAACAACAGCGACAACAAACAACAAAGAUGAUAUUGAUGAUAAUGAAGCAAUCGAGUUCUUCUCAAGUCAACAUGUAUCAUCAUUCGCCAGCGCUGAUAUUAUAAACGAUAAGAAUCUUCACUUAUCAUUAUCAAAGCAGAUGGAGAAGGAGGGUCUGACUAAAGCAUUUGGUAUGAAGAGGAAGUUGGAGAAUGAUAAUGAGUAUGAUCAUGGCACAGAGUCAGAGGAUGAACAAGAUGAAGAAGACCAAGAUGAUGAAGAUAUGGAUGAGAACAACGACCAACUCGAGAAAGAGUUUGUUGAAUCACGUGGACAUCGUUCAUUCGAGAAUCAAGACAUUGUCAGGAAACUACUACCUACAAAGGGUGCAGAUGGAACAAUGAAGAGGGUGACCGAGGUCAUCAUUAAUCCAGAGACAAAGGUCGAGAAGCUGAAAGGUGUGGAGAUGCAUCCAAAACAGAUAUUGAAGGAGAAGGAACAGGAGAGGUUGAAGGUACAACAACAGGAGAGACAGUUGAAGAAACAAAAGAUGAUGCCAGAGGUCAAGGAGAAGGAUAAGAAGAAGAAGUCAAAGAAGAAGGGCGAUGACGACUCGGAUGAUGGAGAGAUGGAGGAUUCGGAAUCAGACUCGGACUCUGACGAUGAUGGACCUGAGAAUGAUGUUGAGGAGUUGGAGUACAUGGAGAUGAGUGACAACGAGGAAGAGGAAGAGGCCAAGGACAAUGGUCGCAAGAAGCCCAUCAACGAAGCUGAGAGAUUCCUCCUCUCCCAACAGACCCUCGAAGAGACCAAGGUCCAGCUUGCACAGAUCUCGUCCAAGAUCAUCGAGAAUCCAGAGAAGAAUAUCGCAUUGUUCAACAACUUGUUCGCCAUCUGCUUGAAACAAGCUGAUAUGACUAUUAAGAAGUUGACUGUGUUGUCAAUGUGCGCAUUGUUCAAGGAUAUCAUUCCAGGCUACAAGAUUAACAAUCAAUUGCAUAAGGAGGAUAAGAAGGACAAGGACGAUAAGAAGCAAAAGUUGAGCAAGGAUAUGAAGUUGAUGCGUAUCUACGAAGGCAAGCUACUCAAGUACUACCAGAACUAUCUGGUGCUGCUAGAGGGCACCGUAGAGAACAUCUUGGCCAUCCAGUCCAAGCAUCGUCCACCACGUCCCAACGCCUUCUUCCGCACCAACCAGAUUGAGAAGGGCAACUACACCAGCCGCGACAUGUCUUCGAUGUUGUUUGUCGUGAUCAAGGUGGCUGCCACCCUGCUCGUCUCCAAGCCCCACUUCAACUUCAAGACCAACCUCGUAGUGCUCACCGCACGAUUCACAGUGUACCGCGACAAGUCCAUCUCUGCCUUCUGUCUCCAGUCCAUCACUGAGCUGUUCCAGAAUGAUCUUACUGGUGGUUCCACUUCGCUCGAAGUCGUCCGUUGCAUUUCCAAUGUGGCCAAGGCUACCAACUACAUGAUGGACCCUUCAGUUCUGCGCGUCUUCCACUCAAUCCACUUGUCCGACGCUGUGGAGAAGGUCAAUCCAUUUGGUGCGGCCUCUGACAACUUUGGCCACAGAUCCCAGAGAGGCAAGAAGCACUUCUCCAACAAGGAGCGUUCAGACAAGCGUGCCGACAAGAAGCUCGAGAAAGAGAUGUUCGAAGCCGAUGCAGAGUAUACAGUUAAGGAGCAGAAGUACCUCCAGACAGAGAUCCUCAAGAGUAUCUUUAUCACCUACUUCAGGAUCAUCAAGCAAGCCCCACACUCCCCAGCCUUGGCCUCCGUGCUCGAGGGUCUGGCCAAGUUUGCCCAUUUGAUCAGUGUCGACUUCCUUGGCGACCUGUUGGCAGCACUGGCAGGUCUUAUUGGUCGCGACAAUAUCACACUUGGUAACGCAUUGAACGCCACCAUCACAGCCUUCAAGACAGUCAAGCAACAUGGACACACGCUCAAUGUCGAUCUGAAGGACUACUUCUCCAAGGUGUACUCCUUGCUUCCACAAUUGGUGCUACCACGUGAGCAACACAAUUGUCUGGCGGCAGUCAAUGCCUUCCAGGGAAUGCUUGGAGAGAGGAAACAGACAGCAAUCGAUCGUGUUGCAGCAUUCAUUAAGCGUAUGGCGACCAUCUCCACUGCGCUACCACCACAUGUCGCACUGGCAUUCAUCUCACUGUGCAAAGUACUCUUUGUUGGACAUCCACGUGUUCAAAGACUCAUCGAGAAUGACAACUCAUUCCACUCUGGCGAGUACAAUGGAGAGACACCCGAUCCAGAUCAUUGCAACCCAUUCUCAUCAACUCUCUGGGAAUUGACCUUCUUCUAUAAUCAUUGGCAUCCACAAUUCGAGCCAAUCAUUAAGAGAUUCUUGUCAUUCAAUGAGACAUCAGCGGCACAGGUACACAGAGACAAGUCACCAGCAGAGAUAUAUCAGCUGUAUGAUAACUCCAAGGGAGGCUUCAAUCCACCAAUUCAAACGCCCAAGGAGCAUCCAUUGGAGAACAGAUUGAAGAAGCUCAAUAACCAGAAGACCAAGAACAAGAGAGAGAUAGAAAUAUUUAUUAUCCCCACCCAAACAGAGCCAUCCAAUUUCCUCAGCAGCAUAACGUCAAAGGCGGAGGAAGUAGAGGCGGACAAGGUGUCAUUCAACUCUUACUUUGAGGACAUCAGAGACUAUGAACGACAGAUGUCACUCAAGAAGAAGCUGACACACCUCCAGCGAGUCAAAGCACAGGUUGACAAAAAGUUGAAUGAGAAGGAGCUCAAGCUGAAGCAACAUCAGGCCCAACAACAGAAGCAAACUACUACAACAUCAACAUCAGCAUCGACCGCCCAAAAGGUUGCCAAGACACCAGCCAAGCCUGCUCCAAACGCCGCGCCAAAGCCAGCUCCAGCCAAGUCAGCUUCAUCCAAGCCAGCUCCAGCCAAGACAGCUGCCAAAGCCCAAGCGACCAACAAGAAGAAAUAA